UGUCAGUCCACCGAAAAACCAAAAACCCCUAAGGUGAGAGAGAAAGAUAGAGGAGAAUUGAAAAAAUGGCGGUUCCAGGGAGGCGUAAUGGUCUAGAGGAAGAAGAUGACUUUGAAGAUGACAAUGCUCUUUUCGACGAAGAUUUGGGUGAGCUUGACUUGGACACGCCUCCUCACCUCCGUGCCCUCGCCUCCGCUGCUCAGCUCGGCAACGUCGACGCCUUCCGUCUCGCUCUUGAUAACUUAGAAGGAAGCAUUGAUCAACCGGUAGAAGACGGGGACAGUGCUCUUCAUCUUUGUUGUCUCUAUGGGCAUUUGCCCUGUGUUCAGUUACUCAUAGAAAGGGGAGCUAACUUGGAGGCUAAAGAUGAAGAUGGGGCUAUUCCCCUACAUGAUGCCUGUGCCAGCGGGUUCACUGAAAUAGUCCAAUUUCUACUCAGCCGAGCAAACAAUGCAGACUGCUUAAAGAGGAUGUUAGAAUCAGUUGAUGCAGAGGGUGAUACACCUCUUCAUCAUGCAGCCAGAGGCGAGCAUGAUGAUAUUGUAAGAUUAUUGCUGGCUUCUGGAGCGUCACCUACUAUGCCAAACUUGUACGGAAAGAUCCCGAGUGAGUUACCUGAGCCGGACACAGAAGCUAGGAGAAUUUUGGAAGCUGCUGCUGCAGCUGUGGCUAGUGCACAACACUGCUAAUAGAAUUUCAUUGCUCAAAAGAUCUACGUUUUGUUCUGAUACAGGAGCACUAUCUGUGCGACCCCUAUGUAGUUAGUUUGGUUAGCAAUCAGUUUCAUUAACCAUUGAACAUGAUGAGGCACUUUUUCUUUCUUUUUGCUUUUGCUAUUUAUUUGGUUUGAAGUUUUGGAAUCAAUAGGAAGAGAGCAUAUAGGUUCCCCCAUUUGAAGCAUUUUAAUCCAUAUGAAGUGAUAUCUCGGUUUAGUAA
Molecule: messenger RNA, 936 nt
Organism: Cannabis sativa
Lineage: Eukaryota; Viridiplantae; Streptophyta; Magnoliopsida; Rosales; Cannabaceae
Exons: 6
Coding region: 66-689 (207 amino acids)
Biological process (GO): protein ubiquitination; positive regulation of protein catabolic process
Molecular function (GO): protein binding
Source: RefSeq, a predicted model, not a curated record